Molecule: messenger RNA, 3246 nt
Organism: Vollenhovia emeryi
Lineage: Eukaryota; Metazoa; Arthropoda; Insecta; Hymenoptera; Formicidae
Product: GRAM domain-containing protein 1B-like
Exons: 13
Coding region: 599-2953 (784 amino acids)
Biological process (GO): intracellular sterol transport
Cellular component (GO): endoplasmic reticulum membrane; endoplasmic reticulum-plasma membrane contact site; plasma membrane
Molecular function (GO): sterol transfer activity; sterol binding
Source: RefSeq, a predicted model, not a curated record
CUCCGUGAUCGACAGUAUCGCAGCGCUUCGAGUCGCGGGCGUCACUACUCGCGGUGUUUACGGCGGGACGGAGGGACGCUUCUAUUUUUCUCCUCGCGCGAUAAACUGAUAGCGCGGGGAGGGUUGGGGGAGAGAGAGAGAGAGAGAGAGAGAGAGAGUGGAACGUGCGGGUGACGGAGCGCAGCGAGUGAUCGACGAUGUCCGGCGGCGGGCGAGCGAGCGCCGCGAGAUGAAGUGGCGAGCGAUGCCCGACGAGUCGACGCGCGGCCGCCCUUUAUCUGAAAUGUGUCGCUCUUAUCGCGGUAGGCGCAAGUAGCAAUGUUCUGCGCGCGGAUAAACGCCUCUCGCCGCUGACUAAACGCAUAACUAACACCGUACAACACCGCACGCCGCUUGGUACCGCUACAAAAACCACCGCUGUCCCGCCCCCUCGGUUAACCCGGCGAGCCUGAAAAAAACCCUCCGAGCAAACGUUUAACGCCUGCCGCUCGACCCAGAACCCUCCCCGCGCGCGCUACGGGCAGCCUCUCUCAAAAAGCUUUCGAUGUUUGACAGCUCCGGCCACGAGAGCGUGGACGCUAACGCCGCGUGAUUUGUUAUGCACUUCGAGACGGAGGCGGCGCAGAGGCACUUGGCGUCAAGCAUGAACAAAUCCGUGGAGAAUCUGUUGAUAUCCAGCCACGAGGUGAUCAGCAGCAUCAACUCCUCGGGUCUGGGCAACCAGGGCGCUGCGACGACUCUGGGCAGCGUCGCAACCGAGAAUGCGCAGGAGACACUCGGCUCCAGCGUCGAGCGCAGCAGCCCCGUGUCAAGUCCCAACCUGUCCCCGCGUCCCAGCCCGAGAGCCCACUCCAGGCGGGAGUAUUCCAGAUUGAAUUCCGACUCCAGCGUCAAGGAGUCGCUGCGCGCCAACAAGUCGGACGACCAGCUGUCGCAGGAUCUAAUAAACAGAUCAUCCGACUCGGCUGACGUCAACAAGACUUCUGCUCAUGAGAAUAAAAAAGAGACACGUAGCAGCGACCGAACGAAAAAGAAGUCCUCUUGGUAUAAUGUACUCUAUCCGACUUAUAAGUCUCGCUCCGAGGACUUUAGGCGAAUAUUUAAAGACGUGCCUGACGAUGAGAGAUUGGUGGUAGAUUAUUCUUGCGCUCUGCAGCGUGAAAUAUUGGUACACGGUAGACUUUAUGUGUCUCAGAACUAUGUGUGUUUUUAUGCUAAUAUAUUUAUGUGGGAGACGCUGGUCUCCCUACGCUGGAAAGACGUUACAUCUAUUACCAAAGAAAAAACUGCGCUUGUCAUUCCAAACGCUAUCCUGAUAUGCACCGUUACUGACAAGUUCUUCCUAACAUCGUUUGGAGCGAGAGAUAAAACAUAUGUGAUGUUGUUUCGUGUUUGGCAAAAUGCUCUUAUUGGCGAGCCAAUGAGUAUGGCUGAAAUGUGGCAGCUUGUACAUACCUGCUACGGUGAUGAAUUAGGCUUGACAUCCGACGACGAGGAUUAUGUGCCGCCGUUACCCGCGGCAGACGAGGAAAAGCUGUCAACUCGCCUCUCUGUAGAGUCCUUCUCCGAGACCGAAGCAGUCGCUAUGGAAAAUUCAACGUCUCUACCUACGGAGCCCGCUUCCGCGGAAUCUGCUCCGACUACGGAGCUUCAGGUUCAGCCACCAACUCCGUCAAUACCUAAGCCGGAAUCUGUUCUCGAUCCAACGGAUUUAAGUGACACAACGGAAAGCGAAGCUGAGAAACAUGGCUUGAAAAUGAAUAUACGGAGCACCAUGGUCUGUACCUCCCUGCAUGAAGGUCGGCAAGUUAACAAAGCAACAUUGCCUAUCUACAUCGACCAGCUGUUCACUCUGCUCUUCACGAAUUCGAAAUUCUUCCUAGACUUUCAUACCUCUCGCAAAACUACCGAUUUAGUACAAUCUGCGUGGACGCAAAACGAUGAAACUGGUCAAAAGAUGAGAACCAUCUCGUACACGAUGCCCUUGUCCCAAGCUAUUGGUCCGAGAACCUGCCACGUUACAGAGAUGCAGGUGAUGUUGCCAUGCAGCAGACCAGGUCAUCUUUAUUGCAUCGAUGUAGAUUGCAUUAACGCUGGUGUACCUUACGCAGACUCUUUCAGCGUCUCGACGCAUUAUUGCAUGAGCAAUAUUUCCGAGAACGAGACAACUCUUACGAUUUAUUCACAAAUCAAGUAUAAAAAGAGCAUGUGGGGUUUUAUGAAAAUUCCUUAUUUGUCAAAAGUUAGCGCUUCUGAUAUACACGAUGUACAGGAUGAAACAUUGAGGAAUAAAUGGCGUAUUUUCCUUAUGACAAAAAUAGGUGUGAUUGAAAAGAAUUGUUGGGCGGGCUUGGAAGAUUAUACCAAUAGUUUGAUAAAAGCGUUGACAUUGGAGAGCGAGGAGGGCACGGAAAGCGGAGGUAUAAAGCGAAAAACGAGAAAGCGACGACGCGCGACGGGUGUAGGCGCUACAUUGCAGACACACGCUUCCGAGCACAUAUCCGCGAAUCAUCAAAUUUCUCCCUCCAACUUGCCACAUGUUCACACUGCUAAUGCUAGAGGCGAUACCAACAUAAUUCUCAGCUCAAUGCUGCUAGUCGCUGUAUUAUGUUUAAUGGUGAUUAAUGGCUUGUUAUAUUAUAAACUCUGGGGGCUGGAAGAAACUGCUGCGUACACCAUUAUGGACUUACACGUACUCAAAAAUACGCCAAAGACUGAAGAAGAUUGGAUUAACCUUUUGCAACAGCAGGAGAGCUUGCACAAUGUGGAGAUGAGAAAAUGGCAAAGGGUUUUGCACACAGCUGCACAAUUGCUUAGACAAACAGAAGAAUCGUUAACGGAGCUACAAAUGAGCAUUCAUCCCACCGCAACGGAAAAGAUGUUCUCAGUAUUAAAGCCGAACUUAAAGAGUCUCAAUACUCACACGGAACGGCGAGGCAAAACGGAAAUGUAAAAAUCUAAGUACAUUAAGCAAUCGUAUGAACGUAUUUUGUGUAUAAAAAGAAUUUGCAACUUAUGGAUAAAUCCUUAUGCGCGAUAGCGCUUAGGUGCUAUCAUUAUGUGUAUGUAUUCUUCCUAUUAUUAUUUUAAGUUUGCGAUUGUUCUCUAUAUGCUAUGUGUACAGAAUGAAUCUACUAUGCUAUAGUUAAUAUUUACUAUAUAGUUAUAAUGAAUGUGUAAACGCGCUUUCUAUCUAGACAUUGUGAAAUAAUGUUAUGGAGAAAUAAUAGAUAAUUUUUAGAACAA